Hippopotamus amphibius kiboko is the source of this 2430-nucleotide messenger RNA. RefSeq names its product vitamin K epoxide reductase complex subunit 1 like 1 (gene VKORC1L1). The transcript is spliced from 3 exons. Lineage: Eukaryota; Metazoa; Chordata; Mammalia; Artiodactyla; Hippopotamidae. Gene Ontology annotation, molecular function: vitamin-K-epoxide reductase (warfarin-sensitive) activity. Bases 139 to 669 code for a protein of 176 amino acids. Gene Ontology annotation, biological process: peptidyl-glutamic acid carboxylation; vitamin K metabolic process. The record is from RefSeq and is a predicted model, not a curated record.
GGCGGCGGCGGAGGCGGCGGUGGUAGCGGCAGCGGCUGGGUCGGGCCCCGACGGGCGGCGGCGGCGGCUGAGGUGGAGGCGGAGGGAGGCGGCGGCGGCGGCGGCGAGGGAGGCGGCGGCGGUGGCGGAGGGGGGAAGAUGGCGGCGCCCGUCCUGCUGAGAGUGUCCGUGCCGCGUUGGGAACGGGUGGCCCGGUAUGCAGUGUGCGCCGCCGGGAUCCUGCUCUCCAUCUACGCCUACCACGUGGAGCGGGAAAAGGAGCGGGACCCCGAGCACCAGGCCCUCUGCGACCUGGGGCCCUGGGUGAAGUGCUCCGCCGCCCUUGCCUCCAGAUGGGGUCGAGGAUUUGGUCUUUUGGGUUCCAUUUUUGGAAAGGAUGGUGUAUUAAACCAGCCAAACAGUGUCUUUGGACUUAUAUUUUAUAUACUACAGUUAUUACUUGGCCUGACAGCAAGUGCAGUUGCAGCUUUAAUCCUCAUGACGUCCUCCAUCAUGUCUGUAGUGGGGUCUUUGUACCUGGCCUACAUCCUGUACUUUGUGCUGAAGGAGUUUUGCAUCAUCUGCGUCAUCACAUACGUGCUGAACUUCAUUCUUCUUAUCAUCAACUACAAACGACUAGUUUACUUGAAUGAGGCCUGGAAACGGCAACUGCAGCCCAAGCAGGACUGACCACCUGACGAACUCUUAACUGACAGUCUGAAGUCCCUUUUUCCAUUAAGUUUAUUUUGCAGUUUGGUUUUUUGUUUGUUUUUUUUAUUCUUCACAACAGACACUUUCCCUAAGAAUCUUAAACUGAUUUUUUAAAAUCCUGUAAAUUAGAAGGGGCCCUAGGUAUUUUCUGUGUCAAUCUUCAUUUUAAAUAUGGAUACAAAAAAAAAAAAGGAUACACCGAGCCAAUCAAAGACAAGCUUUAACUUUACUUUGGAGAUGUUUCUGAAAUAAUAAAAUGUAUCCCUAGCCCCCUGCCCUCAGUUGUAAAGUGAGCAACCAUUGCUAGUAAUUCUCUAGUGUGUAUAAAUUAAAUUUCAGGUAUAACAAAUGUGAUCAUGACAUGAAAAUAUUUUAGAAUAGAUACUGUAUUAAAUAUUGCCAUGUUUACAAUAUGUAAUAUGUUUUUAGCAGAUGGAUUUAAACAUGUAGAUUCAGCUAGAAUCCAUUCAUGUGAUAUUUGUAAAUAAAGGUAGAAAUAUUGGAUCCAUCCCUGCAGAACUUACUGUACAGUUUAGUUGAAGUGUAGCAAUGAAGCAAUGUCAGCUCAACGUUUUGAAGAAAUAGUGAAAAUAGUAAGUCCAUACAGAGCAUCUUGUGAAAAGUACUGACAGCUGUGGGUCCAGCAAUGACAGCAAAAAUAAUAGGGUUAUUGGUUCCCUUUCAUCUCCUUCCUCUGAAAGGAAGAAAACUAAAUAUGGACAUUUGAGUCAAGCUUGUACCUAGUCAUAAAACCGGAUCAAUUAUAACCUUACAGAAUGAGUCAUGUGACCAGACUUUCAAGUCCAAGGCCUUCAGGACACUAAAGAUGGGGAAAUGGGUAGAUUUCUUUGGAGAAAAGCUGGAAAUAUUAAUAUGGCAUUUCUAGGUAAAGUCUCUUACAACAGUUGAAUUUUCAUGCAGAUAAUUUUCCUUAACAUUGGUGCCAGUCAACCAAACAGUAUUGACUUUGAAAUCAUCAGUAUAAGCCCAGUCGCUCCAGAGUAGGAUUGCUCUUGGGUAGCUCUGUAGUGUUUUCCCUGUUUCUUUCUGCACUAAUUAACCAGACAUCUAGUUUAAUUGUUUUAGAGUCAGAUACUGGAGUUGUAAACUUUAGGACUGACAUGCUGCUCAGUUUGCUUAACUGGGAGGAGUACUAAAGGUAGAAAUAUCUCAAGGUGAAAUACAGUACUCUUUCUAAUAACUACCCAAGUGCAGAGUGUUUGCAAGUGAUCUGAAUAAACCCAAAUGAAAUGGCGACAGUAUGUUUCUAUGGUUGACAUCUUAUAUCAGAUUGUUAAAAGUGCCUUCUGUCUUAAAUCUCAAACCAAAUAUUUUGUGUGUUGAACUUGGGCAGAAGUGUCUUUCCUUCCUUUCCUAGCGUGAAGUAGAAAACUUGCAUUCUAUAGAAAGGUUCUUUAUGAUCAUUUUAUUCCUUAGAUUGAUAAGUAGUAGCUAUGUUUUUGCUUCCAAUUCCAUGCAUCAUUAUGUUAACAAGAGACCGGUAACUUUUGAGUGCUUUAUUUUGCCUUCUUUUGAAGGGAGGGGACAGGCUCUGCUCUGUAAACCAUAACGUGUAGAGUCAGCAACUGUUCAGCAGUUUCCAACUAACUGUCAUAAUUGAUGCAAUGUAUUCUUCUGGCCCAAGGCAGGUAUAAAAUCGGAAUUGUACUUUUAACCAGUUUAAACCAGUUUUGUAAAAGAUAGCUUAAUUCAGAUUUCAUCAAGGCUUAUGUUUUCCCA